GCCAAAUUCAAAUAGUGGAAGAAAGAAACAGCAGGCAGCUGAAGAGGAAUAUUCUCAACCCUGCUUCUUUCAGGUUAUUCAGUUAAAAUGGCAUCUUCAAUUAUGGAUGGAGUCGGUAAAGUUGUGGUGGGAGUGUGGCGGGCACACACAGUCCUGGAUGAGUCUGAUGACGCUCAGAGCCCCCAAGAAGCCCCCGACCGUUUCCGCAAGCUUCGCUCUUCCUCUUCACUAAACUCUCUAAGAAUGACGUUGCGUAAGCGUCUCCCCCUCCGUUCUGUCCAGACCAACUCUCUCCCAGAGAAUCCAACUUGGGAGGCCCAGAAGGAGCAGCCAAAGCCCAACAAAGUCCACAAACUGACUCGCAGUGCUCGCAACUCCAUCACUGGAGUAUACCAGAGGCUGCAGAGGACCAGAGAGUUUGCCCGUGAGGAGUGUUUGGUUGCCACCCCGGGUACAUGUGAUGCAGAGGAAGCUGGCGCAUCAAAUUCUCUCACCCCAAGACGUACGCCUGGCAGAGCUGUAACGCCCAGACGAACACCCAGAGCAGCAGCCACUCCCAGGCAUACCCCAGGCUCUAGAGGAAGAAGGACUCCAGAGGCCGUCGUCAGAGGGGUGAGAACAGGUGGAGGCAGGAGGCAGCUGGUCCGCAUGGCUGCACUACGAAGUCCCUUUGCCUCCCCCAACACAGAAAACCAGAGAGUGAGGUUUGACGAAGAUCUGGAGUCAGUGUCCAGUGGGAUCAGGAGGCUUAAACAUCUGUCCAAGGCCUUUGAAAACAUCAUUGGCAGAGACAGCAGGCAGUUCGGCUACUCUCUAGUUGUGGAGUAGGGAGUGGAGAAGGACCAGUACAAAGGAAUGUUCUGGGGCAGCGGUGAUGAGAAAGUUGGAUCCCAGUGGUAAACUCAGUCGCUCAAACCUCACACGUCGAGCCUCUAACCUCUCUACCGCGCUGGGAGGUUUGGCCCACACAGCUGUGAACACUAUCUGCAAACCCAACUGAACAACAUGCAUGUCUGUAUGGAAAACACGGAGCCUUUUUGUAGACAUUUAUCCGUAUUGAUGUAUCACUGAUACAUUUACUUGUAGUGUUGUCACUAUAUUGGGAGACUGUUACACGGCAGCUUGUAUUCUUUUUUAUAUAUCUGUGAUGCGUGUAGUUUGCAGCAUUCAAGUAAUUCUUGUAUGUUUACAUAUCUUAGGUUAGCCGACUGUGGGUGAAAUACCCUCAUUGUAGCUACCAAAGGGAUUUUUAUAUUAUUGUGUACUAUCUACCUGUUUAGCUGCUACAACCAAAUGUAUUUUAGUUACAUUUUUAAGAUACUAAUAUUUAGUUUUGUAUUCUCACUUCUGCAUAGAAACGUUUUGCCAGUUUCUAAAAAUAUACUUUAAAUUAAACGCUCCACAAGACCAAAAUUAUAUCUGCAGACCUAACACUAAAUUCACGGACGACGGGAGGAUGCACCUUCCUUUACUUUAUAUGUAUUCCAUAAUGUUACUAACAUUCAUUAUUCCUCUUUCAAAUGAUGUUUGAUUAUGCCAAAUUGUAAAGUGUAUUUUCUAUCAAAGGGGACUUUUUUUAUAAUUGUGUCGUGGAUUUUCAUUUCUUUCCCUAAGGCAGAGGUAGGCACUUUUAAUGGCCCGUGGAUGAUUCAUGCAUCUAUACUGUACACAUAAAUCAUUUGAUAAUGUAAUGGGGGAAGAUGUGAUGACUCAUUACCUGAUGUCAGCGACAAUGAUGUUAUAAAGCCAUAUCCAGCAGGUUAUUAGUGUUGUGACUUUCAAAAUAUCAUUUCAAAGCAGGAAACAUUGUUCCUUUCUCUGCCAUUUCUGUGUAUCGGUUACAUUUUCUGCAAUAAUGAAAGGGAGAUGUGUUAAAAUGUGAAGAAAAAAACCCACACUAAAGCCUGUAAACUAUAA
Messenger RNA from Eleginops maclovinus (Patagonian blennie), 1917 nucleotides. RefSeq lists its product as uncharacterized. The record is from RefSeq and is a predicted model, not a curated record. Bases 88 to 828 code for a protein of 246 amino acids. The transcript is spliced from 6 exons. NCBI's taxonomy places the organism in Eukaryota, Metazoa, Chordata, Actinopteri, Perciformes, Eleginopidae.